ACAUCAUAUUCCUCCGUUAGACCGGGGCACAUACAUUCCAUCACUCUCUACCUACCUAUCUACCUACCGGUGUCUAUCUGCCUACCUACCUACCGGUGUCUCUCUACCUACCUAUCUACCUACCUACCUACCUACCGGUGUCUAUCUGCCUACCUACCUACCGGUGUCUAUCUGCCUACGGAGAGUUACAGGUAUGCUUCUUACCACGAGUGUGUUCCAGCUCGCGCUCUUCUGCCUUCUUAUAAGUAACUGUCAAGCUGCCAAGAACAGUGCCACGGAAAAGUUAAACGCUCAGUUGAUCAGUACGGUCCAGGAUACACCGAGUAGUAAUGUAUCAAUGAAUCAAGCACGCAACGGAGGAAGGCGUUUGACCAGCGCUGCGCGGAAAGAGCAGGGUCAGGCACAGAGCCAGGUGGGCUGCAGAGAGCUGCGUUCCACCAAGUACAUCUCAGAUGGUCAGUGCACCAGCCUGAACCCGAUCAAGGAGCUGGUUUGUGCUGGGGAGUGUCUUCCCUCCCACCUGCUGCCCAACUGGAUCGGCUCCGGUCCCGGGCACACCGGGAAGUUCUGGAGCCGCAGGGAGGCCCAGGAGUGGCGCUGCGUCAUCGACCGGACCCGGACCCAGCGCAUCAACCUGCAGUGUCAGGACGGAAGCUCCAGGACCUAUAAGAUCACUGUGGUUACCUCCUGCAAGUGUAAACGCUACUCCAGGCAGAACAAUGACUCUGGGAAUGGGAAGUCAGAGCUGGAGGUCAGGCAGGCCCAGGGCCAGGGCUCCACACUCCAGGGGCCCAAGAGGAGGAAGGGAAAGGAAGGGAAGAAUGGACGUUCUGGGCAAGAGGAUUGGGCAGAAGAACAGCCUAAAAAAUACUGAACUGAGCCCUCUGGUCAGGGGGGCUCUGUACACCUCUGAGGGGUUGGAAGGUCUCUCUGUGCCCCCACUUCAGAAACAACACCAACAGACACUAGUUUUGUUUAGAAGGCACCAAUGUGUUUGCUGUUUUUAAUGCAGCUAUAUUGAGAAGGCUAUGGAAUGAUUCAUCAGACAAUGCAACUGGUUUGCCAAAUAUUGACCACUGUGGAUGUGUUUGUGAAUGUAUGCAUUUUUGUAUGAUAGAAUGAGACUAGUUCAAAUCGCACAAGAACCGCAUUUGACAGCUAAAAUGAGGAGUUCUCUCAACAGAUGAAUAUGUUGUCCAAAUCAUAAUGUUUAGAUUAACAGAAAAAGCCAGAGUAUGUAUAUAAAUAGUGAUUCUAUACUCUGGGUUACUUUUUAAUGUAUGUAGAGGAUAGCUAUGACAAUGUAAUAUAUUUUUGUAUGGGGAUAGCUGAACUAAAUAUAAAUAAGUUCAUGUUUUUAUAUAUUUGCUAGAUUCCAUGUAAUCACUUUCAGGACAAAUUGUAUCUAAACUUAUUUGCCUUGGAUAAUGAAAUAAAUAGUGUCUACUAUGAUUAGAUCACUGGUUGAAUAUAAAAAAUGAAAUUUCUUUAAUAAUUAGUAUAAUAUAUUUUUGACUUGUCAAUAAAUUGUGGUUUAAUCAUUAGUAAUUAAAUGCUUUGAGCACAAGGCCACAGACAUAGGAGCUAUAACUUCACAGGAAACAGGAAGUCAGUAACAACAGAAGCAUUAGCCAGUAAUAAAAUGUUAUAUUGAGUCUAAUACAAGCUCUACUCUCUACAGGAAUCCCCUCUCCUCCAAGCUAUUGGACCUGUUCCAGUCAGCGGCUACAUGUUAACAUAAAUGGUUGUAUCAGAUAUCCCUUCAUUGUAUCAUCGUGAAAGCUAUGUAUUUGGUACUUGCAGUGCAAGUACCAAAUACAAGCCUUGUAUUAUUGUGUCAA
Salvelinus sp. IW2-2015 is the source of this 1841-nucleotide messenger RNA. RefSeq names its product sclerostin domain-containing protein 1. Gene Ontology annotation, biological process: negative regulation of BMP signaling pathway; negative regulation of Wnt signaling pathway. NCBI's taxonomy places the organism in Eukaryota, Metazoa, Chordata, Actinopteri, Salmoniformes, Salmonidae. The record is from RefSeq and is a predicted model, not a curated record. Gene Ontology annotation, molecular function: BMP binding.